Molecule: messenger RNA, 4440 nt
Organism: Penaeus indicus
Lineage: Eukaryota; Metazoa; Arthropoda; Malacostraca; Decapoda; Penaeidae
Product: kelch-like protein 5
Exons: 9
Coding region: 320-1591 (423 amino acids)
Molecular function (GO): protein binding
Source: RefSeq, a predicted model, not a curated record
CUCAUUAUACUGUCACCUUUAAAUUCACACUUUCUCUCAUUUCCAGCAAAAUACGAGCUCCCGCGCCAUAACCCCGUUACAUCAUAGUGCAUUAAUAUCAAAGGAUACUUUUCUAAGCCAUAAAUCCAUCAGAGAGAGAAGAAAGGGAAUGAUAUUCUCCCAAAUACAACCGGAAUAGGUGCCCGCCUUCUCUUCCAUCACAGUCGUCUGCUUGUGUUUGUUGCCUCCAUCUUAGGCCAGGGAAGGAGGAAGGAACCUUGUUGUGAAUCAAGGACUUUAAAGGAACGGAAACAUUCAGGUGGAGCGGCUCAAAGGGUGCAUGAGGAUGGCGGCGUGUGUGGGGAUCUUGCCCCCCGCCCAGGGUGCCCCGUCCUCACUGGGCAGCGAUGCACAUCGCUAUGCCUGCAAAUCAUAUGCCAACAAAUUGCUCCAAAAUUUGUGUACUCUAUGGCACUCACAACACUUCUGUGAUGUGGAAAUAUCAGCAGGGGGCUUUGUUGUAAAAGCUCAUCGGGCUGUUUUAUCUGCUGGAAGUGCAUACUUUCAAGCCAUGUUUACAGGUGGCUUAGCUGAAGAAACUCAGACUUCAAUUGAAAUAAAAUCUAUCACCCCUAAUGUUUUAGCCCAGCUUAUAAACUUCAUAUAUACAGGAGAUAUAGAGGUGACAGUAGAAAAUGUGCAGGAACUCAUGGUUGCAGCAGACAUGCUAGAGAUCCAUAGUGUAGUUCAUGUUUGCACAAACUUCCUGAAGAAAGAACUCCACCCUUCCAAUGCCAUUGGAAUCUACAGGUGUGGAUUUUUCCAUGUUUUCAAAGGCCAAAAAAGAAGAUGUAUAUAUGUUGUAGGAGGAGAACAGGAGUCACAGAUCCUGGCCAAUGGUGAAGUCUAUGACCCUCAGGAAGAUAUGUGGACUUGUAUGGCAUCAAUGGUUAUCCCAAGGUGUGAAUUUGGACUUUGUGCUCAUGAGGGCUAUCUCUAUGCUUUUGGUGGCUGGGUAGGGGAAGACAUUGGGGGAUCCAUUGAAAGGUACGACCCUAUUGCUGACGAAUGGAGACUUGAGUCCAACAUGCCAGAAGCCAGAUUCAGCAUGGGUGUUGUCGAACAUCAUGGGCUCAUCUACAUUGUUGGAGGAUGCACCCACAGUCAGCGUCAUCUCCAUGACCUCCUUUGCUACAACCCAGUGACAGGAGAGUGGCAGAACCUUGCACCCAUGUUAACUCCUCGUAGCCAGAUGGGUGUUGCAGUGUUAGAUGGCUUCCUUUAUGUUGUAGGAGGUACCAACAGGCACAAUGUUCUUACAUCAGUGGAGAGAUACUCCUUUGAGCAGAAUAAAUGGUUUGAGUGUCCUCCCAUGUCUGUGGGCAGAGCAAGUCCAGCUGUUGCAGCAACAAACUCUCUUUUGUAUGUCAUAGGUGGUGAUCAAACUAGUGAAGUCAAUGAUUUUUACAGAGCCCAGGUAAGGAUUAUCAUUUACUCCAAGACAGCCGGCAUGAAAGUUACUUUUCGAUACUUUGAUCCCAUCACCAACAGCUGGGUGGACUGCACUGCCUUGCCAGAGAGUCGGUCCGAGGCAGGGGCAGUUGUCAUUUGACCCCCUCCUCCUUCACAGCUCCCAACUCCCCCCAAACACAAGAGUCACCGGCCAAACCUCAAUGAUCCAGAGUGUCCUAGUUUAACCAGAAAGGUCAAUAUCAGCCGACAUUCCCAUAGUCCAAGACAGCCGGCAUGAAAGUUACUUUUCGGCAGAUUUGGUAAAUGUGAUAAUGAUGUGGAAUAAAUAUGUUCAAGCGCUUAUUUCAUUUCUUAUGAAAUGGCAUUUUAUAGCUCCAGAUUUCUAGAAAGCUCACUAUUAAAGUAAGGAUUUUAAAAAGCAUUUACAUGAAAAUGCAUGCAUAUUGGAGUGGGUUACAACAUAAAGCAUAUCAAGAUAUUUUUAAAUAAGAAGAAAUUUUCCAUUAAAAAUUUUUGAUGGCUUUAAAUGGUCUGGUUGAACAUUUUAAUAACUAAAUCACAGUACUGCACUUUAUGAACAAGUGCAGUUGUUAUCACCAUAGUCUGCUGUGUGGUGUAUAGUAACCAUAUCAUCCUUGCUUGAUUAAGUUAUCUUACUUUGUAAAGUCAAUGAAAAGAAAAUUUAUUAUAAGAUGGUGGUGCAAAAAUAUGUCAUUUUUAUGCCUUAGUAGAAGUAUAGUUACCUUUAGUAAUGAAAAUUCUAGGCAGCUCAAUAUUCUUUUAUGAUAAAUCUCCUACUAUCAAGCUUGAAACUUGGUUGAAUAUGUUUUUCCAUAAUAAUAUUCUGCUGUAUAACAAUAUGUAAUUAAUUACUUGAUGGUAUGACUUUACUUAUACUUGAGCCUGACAACUAACAUAAUCUCUGGGUUUUAGAAGCAUAUUUUUACUUUCCUGAAAGGAAAAUAAUUCCACUGAAUGAGGGAAGAGUGCCAUAAAUUUGCCUUUGUUCUUUCCUUCUCACUAAUUUUAGCAUGUAAAUGCACUUUAUAAUUCAUUUAUGAGAAUUUGUACAGAUACAUUUGGUUCAUAGUUCCAGUUAUAAAUAAGCACCUUCUAGUCCUCCCUGUUUAUACCUUUCAUUAAAAAAGAGGAACGAAAACAGGCAUUAUUUGUUAUUGAUAAAUUAUAACAUUUAAAAUUAUGAGGCAAUAUUUCAUUAUUAAUUUUCUCCAACCAAUUCAUUUUUCAUUGUUGUUUUAUGACGCUUGUGAAAAAUCAUUAAUCUGUAAGGCUUUAGGGGUACUUACAAUGUAAGUACUCAAUCAGUAGAUUCAUCUUAGUAUUAUAAUGGAAUUGCCAUGGAUCUUCCAAGCGGCAGUUGACAGAGAUCUCUAUGUUGGUCAUGGGCCUGGUGUGCUUCUCGAAUAUAUGUUGGAGGAAAGUUCCCUCUCUUGUUAGUGUUCACUGAUUUCCCUUUUUACUUCCUCUUUUCUCUUUCAUUCUGUUUUUUAACCAAUUCCUGAAAAAUCUCUAUGGAUAUGGUAUAUCAAAAGGUAAUGAAUGAGGAUUUAAUAUGUAAUAAUUGUGUAGGUAGAUUCAUUUCAUAUUUGUUUUUGCUCAUAAGAGUAGGUAAAACAUUAUGCAUCAUUUAGUGAGAAGAGCACACAGCUAUGGAUAAGGAAUAUUAUGCCUCUUUGAAUUGUUAGAAUAGAUAGUUGUUGUGACAGGAAGGAAAAUUUAGGAAUAACCACAUUAAAAUGUGGCAUUGAAUCUGCAUGAGAAUUAUCUGCUUGUCACUGCCUUAUUUACACAAAAUCAUGUGCUUUAUCUGUACAUAAUAAAGCUUUGUCUAAUGAUGUUGUGUACUUGUUGUUGUUUACAUUUUUUUAUUGUGAUUUAAGGCUUGACCCAUGAAUCUAUUGAUGAUGUAUGACUACUCAAGCUUUUCAGUAAAAGGUGUUAGUAUGGUAUAAAAACUUCCAGUUAUGCUUGUAUGUUAAUAGUGUCGCAAAUAUGACACCCUGUUUUUCACUUGCAAGUGGACUUUAGUGGAUCUGUUGUUUUUGAAAUGUGCACAGAUGUCAAAUACAGACAGCUCUGGGUAGUCCUAAGUAGCACGAUUUUCAUCUGUUUUGUACCAUUAAACACUAUAUAGCUGGUUAUCAGUAGACUUUUUUUGAGAUGUGUCUUCUAUAUAGUAGUAGUAAGUACUUUUACUUGCUCUUUCUAUUUGGUAAGUAAUAGGGAAACUGCUUUAGGUCUUUGUAAUACUAUCUUCAAAACACGGUGGAGCACUGAUCGAUGUGAAGUAAAUCGAAUCCAUACGUUUACAUUCAUCCGUCUCAAGAGUUAAUCAAAUUUGUUGUCUUCAUUCUCUGUGUUUUGUCAUAUAUUGUUUAUUCAGACUUUAUAACCAAAGAUUGUAAAACUAAUAACCUUUUUGAGUGAUGUAUGAAUUACUGUUUAGAGUGUGUCAUUGUCUUAAGAAUAAUAGUAUGUAUGUUUGUUUAUACAGAUAAAUAAUGAUAAUUCUAUUGGAUUUUAAGUUUAUUUGAUGAUUUCAUUAGAUUAUAAAAAGAGGAUAUGAUAUAUUUGAAACCAAAGAUUAUAUAGAUAUAUAUUCCUAUUUAUUUCUGUGAGAAUCCCAACAUAUACAUAUAUAUUGAAUAUUGAGUUGCAAAACUUUAUUAAUCUAAAACCUUUCCCAUUUUGUUUAACAGUUGCUGCUUUUGUAUAACUAAACUGGUAGUCUUGAUUUCUGCACAAAAAUGUUAUGCAAGAUCAUACUGGUUAAAGUUAAACAUUGUAUAUUACAAUGUGAUUUUUAUAUUUUUGAAGGUAUAUAAUUUCAUUUUCUAUUUCUUCAGAUAUUUAGCUUGUUUAUUAUUUACUUUAAUUCCAAACAUUGUGUGUUUGUAAUUGCACUGUUAGUUGUGAAGAUGGACUUUGUAAAUGUUCAGAGUUCGUAAAUAAAAAUUGAAUGAUUAA